This is a messenger RNA of Aspergillus ruber CBS 135680, 1272 nucleotides long. RefSeq lists its product as uncharacterized. The record is from RefSeq and is a predicted model, not a curated record. Bases 1 to 1158 code for a protein of 385 amino acids. The transcript is spliced from 2 exons. Lineage: Eukaryota; Fungi; Ascomycota; Eurotiomycetes; Eurotiales; Aspergillaceae.
AUGGCGGACCAAACAGACAAUCACCAGGGGAACUGUUUUAAGGAUUUUCGUUUCUUGCCUUUCCCUACUCCUCCUGGUUCUCGUUCUUCGUCGUAUCCAGCGCCUCAGUUGCUUGAGAAUCUGCCGCUACGAACGGCUAAGGGCUCUUCUGAUAUACCGUUUGUUCGAGACUAUGGACAGGAAGCUUCUCCCAUUGAAUAUUCAAGUGGCAGUGAGUCUUUCCCAUUGAGAAACGCCGAGUCUCAGCAGGCCGCCAUGUCUAGAAACCGUGGUUCUCGCUUUCCAUCUGCUCUUCCUGCAGCUCUUCCUGCUGCGGCUGCCACCACAACCGCCCAGCCCCAGCCGUCUCUAAUCCGCACGCAAUUCGAACAGGUCACGGCGCACACGGCAAAGUGCGACCUGUGCAACGCCAGAAACGACUCGGGCAUGUCCCGAUGUUCAUCAUGCGGCUGGCAAUCCUGUCAUACCUGCACUAUUAAGAAUGGCUGUACCAGAACGCACAACGCAGGAAGCCGUGUGCAUACCGGUCCGAUUCACCAAAACGAGCUUUUCCAGUCGAAGACCUCGCCAAAAGAUAAAAAGAAGAGGGGGAAAUGUAGCAGCAAGGUUACCAAAAACCAGAAGGGCUCGGUGAGAUGCAGGAGUGGACGCGGACGGGAACCAGCGCAGACACCCCGCACACAAUCCCAGGCCCGGACCCAGAGAGGCCAGAGACAGGGUGCUUAUACGGCUCGCACUCCCAGUCCCAGCAUCAGUCCCACCCCACGCGCCAUCAUCUCUCCUCCUCUUUCUCUUUCCACGGACUCUAAUGAUCGCCAGUCUGAUUCUGCACUUCUUCUCGACAACUCAACCUUCUCCCCGUCCACUACAACCGACGUCGACGAUGUCGAAGCCGAGACAGACAAGGACCUAUCUUGCGCUAGGAACUUGUAUGCCUUCAGCCUCGAGGCGCACGGGGCAUGGAUACAAGAGGAGCGAGAGAAGGACCCAGUGAGGAGGUGGUACUAUCAGACGUUUGGACUGGGAGAUCUUCAUGGAUAUGCGCAGAACCAGGCAGCUAGGGCUGUGGAGGAGUUUAGGAGGAGAGAGGUUGUGGAAAAUGAUAGGGGGAGGUUUGGCCGUUUUGAGGGUGGUUUGUUGGGUUGUGGUUUGUUGUGAGGGAUGGCCUAUUUUCCUUGUUGGGUACGGUGUCUGGGAGUUUUUGGAUGUUAUGAAUAGAUCAUCUCAGGGCCACAAUGAUUAUGACUGUAAAUAGAGUAAAGAAAAACGAGU